CGAAUUAUUCGCGACGCAACGUAUGACAUUUCUAUCAAUCAUUGUAUAAAAGCAAAGUAUGGGGGAACGUUAUAAUAUCCAUAGUCAGUUAGAGCAUUUACAAUCGAAGUACAUUGGCACAGGCCACGCUGACACAACAAAGUUUGAGUGGCUUGUAAAUCAGCAUCGUGAUUCUUGUAGUUCUUAUAUGGGACACUAUGAUCUACUAAACUUCUUCGCUAUUGCUGAGAACGAAGCGAAAGCACGUGUUCGAUUUAAUCUUAUGGAAAAGAUGCUGCAACCUUGUGGUCCACCUCCAGAAAAACCAGAAGAUUAA
Molecule: messenger RNA, 316 nt
Organism: Colletes gigas
Lineage: Eukaryota; Metazoa; Arthropoda; Insecta; Hymenoptera; Colletidae
Gene: Sf3b5
Product: splicing factor 3B subunit 5
Exons: 2
Coding region: 59-316 (85 amino acids)
Biological process (GO): mRNA splicing, via spliceosome
Cellular component (GO): precatalytic spliceosome; U2 snRNP
Source: RefSeq, a predicted model, not a curated record